UUCAGGUCAUACACUUUGGAGCGUCUCUGUAAAUAAAUAUAGACAAAGAAAUGUAAAAAGGGAUAGCAGAUAUCAAAUUACAGCAUUUAAAAACAGAAUAUAUUAGCUGCUAUCAGGCUACCACAGCUAACCCGAGAAGAAGUUGUUCGCAGGGCGUGGUGGGAUAGGAGCAGCUCGGUGGAGGACUACAUGGAAACAGUGCCCCAGCUGGCUGCUGCUAGCUGCACACAUGAAGAUGGCUGCAGAGGGGAUUUUCAGGCCAGUGUCUGAAAACAGAGCUCCGUCUGUCAUGUUCGCCGUCGACUAGCCAGCGUGUCCCCCCGGUUGAUGGUGACUCGGACGGGGAUAAAAUCAAAACAACAUGGGGUCCCAGACUUUACAGAUCCUGAGGCAGGGGGUCUGGGCUUCAGUCACAGGCGGAUGGUACUACGACCCCGACCAGAACACCUUCGUAAACGCGUUACAUCUGUACAUCUGGCUGUUCCUGCUAUGCUUCCCUUUUACGCUUUACAUGGCCCUGCCACCCACCAUGGUGAUAGUGGGCAUCUACUGCGGAGUAAUCGCUGGCAUGUUUCUGCUGCUGAAGACCGUGAACUACCGCCUCCACCACGCGCUGGACGAGGGGGAGGUAGUGGAACGCAAGGCCAAAGAGAACCAGUCCAACAGCAGAGGAGCCACAACCGGACCCAAUGACAGCGCCCCCCGCAGGCAGGACGGCAGUGGGCCUGGGGAUCCUGGUGGGGGGAUCGAGAUGGCAGAUUUUAUAAGACAGGAAACGCCACCUGUGGAUUGCAGCUCCAGAAACUCCUAUAUUGGAAUGGACUCAAACCAGCAGAUUAUAUCCACUCACGGAAGAGCAACAAUCAGCAAAGGAGAUGCGGGAAAGACGGACGACAUCAGUCUGACGCUGGUGGAAAGCUGCAGCCACGAUCACGAUCUGCUGUCAGACACAAAGAUGUACUGCCUUGUUCCAAACGACUCCUUUGCCUCACUGCAGCCCUCCACAUCCCUGUGCCCCUCAGAAGUGUCCCGGGACCCCGCAGACCCCUGCUCCUCUGCUGCUUUCCACUUCAGCCUCUCUCACUCGUCCUGCGACACAGAGGCUCUUCACCUCUCACAAACUUUCAGGAAAGAGCUCCGAUCUCGAGGUUUGCCUCGGACCUCCAGUUCAGCAGGCUCAGCUUUUCCUGACCCUUCUCUGCCAGACCUCAGUCUGUACCUGGCCCCGCGGAGGGGCCUGGACCCUGUGUGUGAGCUGGAGGCUGCACGGCCGCACAGGACUGGUCUGUGUGACACAGACAGACUGUACCAGCAGGAGCCCGCUGUGGCCUCCACGUCAGGACUAGACUGUUACAGGCACAAAGAGCCCCGCAGAGUGGCCCGCUCGGCCUCCCGAGAGGCUGGCGAGGGUAGCUCGGGGUUGUAUCAGGGUGAUAUAGGGGGCAAACAUUUGAGUGGAGGGAAGUCCCAUCGAGGAGAGCGCAGCGCGGACAGUCUGAGGAGCCUGAGCACUCGGAGCAGCGGCUCCACCGAGAGUUACUGCAGUGGCACAGAUAGAGACACCAACAGCACCGUCAGCAGCUUCCACUCAGAGCAGACCAGCUCCACUCACGUGGAGAGCCUGCUCUCUCUGUCUGGGGAUGAACGCGUGCGGGACAGAGCCGACGCCUCUGUCCCAGGAGGAAGGACUUCUAGUCUGGGUAAUAUUAGCUCACGAGGCCUCAGCAGAGAGGCCAAUAAAAACCCACACGCUAAUGAGCUACCAGAGGCCCAGGAGCGCGCUGACUCUAUCCCAUCUCAGGACGAGCCUGGGGUCAGGACCAGUGCGGACGGCUCCACUGCUGGGGCUGAACAGGAACACAGUAAAGACAAAACUCAACCAAAGUCAAGCAAUGUUCAAAGGACUUCCUCUCUGUCUGCGGGUCGGAGUGGGCGCAGACGGACAGGUAAAAAGAGGGCGAGCAGUUUUGAUGCUAGCCGCCACAGAGACUACAUGUCGAUGCGGGGCGUAGUCAAACCCUGCAGUGCUGUGUUCACUGGAGCUGGAGAGGAGGACUCCAGUGACCACAGCGAACUGAGCUGUGCCUCCAGUCGGCGCUCACACCAUCUGAGCACAGACAGCUCCUCCAGCAACACGUCCCACUCCUGCCACUCCCCCGAGGGGCGCUAUCGAGCCCUCAAAGCCAAGCACAGCGCAGCGCGGGGCCCAUCCAAAGGGAAGGCAGCUGCAGGAUCAGAGGUGAGUGCAAAGAGGCGCACCUCACGGCGCACCCUCAGCACGGGCAGUGCCAAAACUCAUGCCCGAGUGCUGAGUUUGGACAGUGGGACAGCCGCCUGCCUUAAUGACCCUACACGCCUGGCUCCAGCUGGGCCCCGCCCCCUCACCACCUCAAAGUCUGACCUGGAAGCCAAAGAAGGAGAGGUACUGGAUGCGGCCUCUCUAUUGGGACGCGCCUCUCAGCUGGAGUCUGUGACGCGCUCUAGGAACAGCCUGCCAAACCAGAGCCUUGCGGAGCCCCAGGACGCUGCAAGUGCUUCUCUGAGAGCCCAGGGCAGCGAGGAGACAGUGGUAUUUCGUCGUGAGCGUAGCACGUUUCGUCGGCAGGCUGUCCGAAGGCGUCACAAUGCAGGCAGUAACCCCACGCCCCCCUCGUCUCUGAUUGGAUCCCCUCUCAGUCUCCAGGAGGCUCUGAGCCUUCAAGCCCAGCCCCUCUGCUCCUCCCAGGCCAAAAGCCAGCCCUCCAGGACCUCCUCCCAGGUGACUGUGCUGAGCGCAAGCACCUCCCUGCUGGCCAGGAAUGGGAGCACCCAACUGGAGGGGUCCCAGGACAAGGCCUCCACCGUGGGUGCCACCAGCCUGCAGGAUGACUUUGGAAAGAUCACUCCAUCUUUGUAUGAAGCUGGUGGCUGUGACAUGUCUUUGGUCAACUUUGAACCUGCAACUAGAAGAGCAUCAAAUAAUGUAUGGGACACAGACUCCCACCUCUCCAGUUCUACCUCAGUUCGCUUUUAUCCUCAUGACCUGAUCCGUCUGAACCGCCUGUUGACCAUGGACCCGGAGCUGUUGGAGCAGCAGGAUGGAGACUUGAGCCCGGAGCUAAAGGACGCUCCUCUGGGACAGGGCGACGCCUCCUCCUCUGCGGCAGCGAAGGCCAGACAGUACUACAGACUGUGGCUGCUGCCGUACCUGUGGGUCGGCCUCCACUUCGAUCGCCUCACUCUGCUCGCUCUGUUUGAUAGGAAUAGGGAGGUGUUAGAAAACAUUUUGGCUGUGGUUCUGGCCGUCCUCGUGGCCUUUCUGGGCUCAGUGCUGCUCGUCAAUGGCUUCUUCACCGACAUCUGGGUCUUUCAGUUCUGCCUUGUCAUCGCAAGCUGCCAAUACUCACUGUUGAAGAGUGUUCAACCAGACUCCUCUUCACCUCGUCAUGGCCAUAACCGUAUCAUUGCGUACAGUCGGCCGGUCUACUUCUGCCUGUGCUGUGGCCUCAUUUGGCUGCUGGAUUAUGGCAGCACCAGAACCACCUCCUCGCGCUUCACUCUGUAUGGUGUGGCCCUCACCAGCUCCCUCAUCCUGGGAUCGGCCCGGGACCUUGUCAUUGUUUUCACUUUGUGUUUUCCCAUCAUCUUCUUUGUCGGGCUGCUGCCACAGGUCAACACAUUCGUCAUGUAUUUGUUUGAGCAGCUGGACAUCCAUGUGUUCGGGGGCAACGCCUCCACCAGCCUCCUGUCUGCUCUCUACAGCAUCCUGCGCAGCGUCGUCACUGUGGCUCUGCUUUACGGCUUCUGCUAUGGAGCGCUCAAGGAGACAUGGGAGCCUCACCACAUCCCUGUGUUGUUCUCCGUUUUCUGUGGCCUCUUGGUGGCAGUGUCGUACCAUUUGAGUCGACAGAGCAGUGACCCUUCUGUCCUCAUAUCUUUGAUACAGUCCAAAAUUUUACCCAGUUUAAAAGACAAGAAUCCAGAAGACCCUCUGUCAGAAGUACAUGACCCUUUACCGGACAAACUCAGGGCAUCAGUGAAUGAGCGUCUCCAGUCAGACCUGAUUGUGUGUGUGGUUAUUGCUGUUCUUUACUUCGCCAUUCAUGUUAGCACUGUCUUCAUUGCACUACAGCCGUUCCUGAGUUAUGUCUUGUACGGCCUGUUGGGGGCAGUAGGGCUCCUUACUCAUUAUCUUCUGCCUCAAGUCCGUAAGCAGCUGCCCUGGUACUGCUUCUCUCACCCUUUACUCAAGACCAAGGAGUAUUACCAGUUUGAAGUCAGGGAUGCGGCCCAUGUCAUGUGGUUUGAGAAACUUCACGUGUGGCUGCUGUUUGUGGAGAAGAAUGUACUUUAUCCUCUUGUCAUUCUGAACGAGCUGAGCGGCAGCGCCAGGGAGCUCGCCAGCCCAAAGAGACUGGACACCGAGGUGGGUGCUCUGAUGAUCACUGUGGCAGGUCUGAAGUUGCUGCGUUCAUGUUACAGCAGCCCCACGUAUCAGUACAUCACGAUCCUAUUUACCGUCCUCUUCUUCACCUUCGACUACAAACACCUGUCUGAAACUCUGCUGCUCGACCUCUUCCUCAUGUCCAUUGUUUUCAGUAAGAUGUGGGAGCUGUUUUACAAAUUGCACUUUGUCUACACAUACAUCGCUCCGUGGCAGAUCACAUGGGGCUCAGCCUUUCAUGCCUUUGCCCAACCUUUUGCUGUGCCUCACUCUGCCAUGCUGUUUGUUCAGGCUGUUGUGUCUGCCAUCUUCUCCACUCCCCUCAACCCUUUUCUCGGCAGUGCCAUCUUCAUCACCUCCUAUGUUCGCCCAGUAAAGUUCUGGGAAAGGGACUACAAUACUAAGAGAGUGGAUCAUUCAAACACUAGACUUGCUCACCAGCUAGACAGAAAUCCAGGUUCUGAUGACAACAAUUUAAACUCUAUCUUCUACGAGCACCUGACGCGAUCGCUGCAGCACAGUCUGUGUGGGGACCUGCUGCUCGGUCGCUGGGGAAACUUCAGCACCGGAGACUGCUUCAUUCUGGCCUCUGACUAUCUCAAUGCCCUGGUGCACCUCAUCGAGAUUGGAAACGGACUGGUGACCUUUCAACUCAGAGGCCUGGAGUUCAGAGGCACAUACUGUCAGCAGAGGGAGGUGGAGGCCAUCACAGAGGGAGUAGAGGAGGAUGAGGGCUGCUGCUGCUGUGAGCCGGGUCACCUGCCUCACUUCCUCUCGUUUAACGCGGCGUUCGGACAGCGCUGGUUGGCGUGGGAGGUCCUGGUCACAAAGUAUGUCCUGGAAGGCUACAGCAUUACAGACAACAGUGCUGCUUCAAUGCUGCAGGUGUUUGAUCUGAGGAGGAUUCUCACCACCUACUAUGUCAAGGGCAUUAUCUACUAUGUUGUGGAGUCCCCCAAACUGGAGGAGUGGUUGGCCAAUGAGACCAUGAGAGACGGUCUGAGGGGCUGCACUGAGAGGAACUACGUGGAUCUGGACCCAACCUUUAACCCCAACAUUGACGAGGACUACGACCACAGACUGGCUGGGAUCUCCCGGGACAGCUUCUGUGGGGUCUACCUGGGCUGGAUCCAGUAUUGCAACUCCCGAAGGACCAAGCCUCUGGAGUGUGAGAAGGACUCUGCUCUGGUCCUGCUGUGCUUCGGUCUGUGUGUCCUGGGACGGAGAGCUCUAGGAACAGCCGCUCAUCACAUGUCCAGUAACCUGGAGUCCUUCCUGUUUGGACUUCAUGCUUUAUUUAAGGGAGAUUUUCGAAUCUCUUCGAUCAGAGAUGAGUGGAUCUUCGCAGACAUGGAGCUGCUCCGAAAAGUGGUCGUGCCUGGAAUCAGAAUGUCCCUCAAACUGCACCAGGACCAUUUCACCUCUCCAGACGAGUAUGAGGAGCCGGCGGUCCUGUAUGAGGCCAUCUCCUCUCAUCAGCAGAACCUGGUGAUUGCUCAUGAGGGAGAUCCUGCCUGGAGGAGCGCCGUGCUGUCCAACGCCCAGUCUCUGCUCGCCCUGCGCCAUGUCCUUGAUGAAGGAACCAAUGAGUACAAGAUCAUCAUGUUAAACAGGCGCUACCUCAGCUUCAGGGUCAUCAAGGUGAAUAAGGAGUGUGUGCGUGGUCUCUGGGCAGGACAACAACAAGAGCUCGUCUUCCUCCGAAAUAGAAACCCUGAACGAGGAAGUAUCCAAAACGCCAAACAAGCUCUGAGGAACAUGAUCAAUUCUUCCUGUGACCAACCAAUCGGAUACCCCAUCUACGUCUCCCCUCUGACCACGUCCUACUGCAACUCUCACCCCCAGCUUGGACAUAUCCUGGGGGGGCCCAUCAGCAUCGCCAACAUACGCAACUUUGUGGUCAGCACUUGGCAUAGGUUACGUAAGGGCUGUGGUGCUGGCUGUAACAGUGGGGGGAACAUAGAGGACUCAGAUGCAGGGGGCUUGUCCAGUGGGAACGGGACAGCAGGAGACUCUCAGCAGAGCUCAGUGUCUCACAGUGGGAUGUCUGGACCCUCACUGCCGCUCAGCUACCCUCCACAUCCUCUGGGCACUAGUCAGAGUGCCCAGUCUGUACAGUCCAGUCUGGUGCGUCACUCUCCGGCCAGAGCCUCCAUGGCCUCUCAGUCUUCGUCUUAUCGCUAUAGCAGCAGCAGACACUCCUCUCUGCGCACCUCCACCACCGGCCUGGAGCCCUGCCGACGCUCCUCCACCAGCCAGUUGUCCCUGCGUGCUCUGCCCACCACCCUGCACCUCCGCCUGGGCUCCACCUCUGAUCCCUCUGGCCCCUCCGCCUCCCUCUCCAGCCACAGCAUCCCUCCCUGUAAAAGGACCACGCUGGUGGGGCUCUUGGGCAAUGACAGUCUGUGCAGUGCAGUUACAGACCCUUUGAGCCAUCAUCAUCACCAUCAUCAUCAUCACCCACAGCAACACAACCCGACUGUGGCCACUGUGCGCAGGGAUGACAUCUCAUAUAGAGUACAGAUUGUGGAUGUGAGUCAGGUGCUGGAGAAUAUUCACCUGUCUAAAAGGAAGGAGUUGCAGUGGCCGGACGAAACCAUGAGACUGAGAGCAGGACGGACCUGCUGGAGGGACUGGAGCCCCCUAGAGGGCAUGGAAGGACAUGUGAUUCACCGGUGGGUGCCUUGUAGCCGUGACCCAGCUAACCGCUCCCAUAUCGACAAGACCAUCCUGCUGGUUCAGGUGGAUGAUAAGCUAGUGCCCAUUAUAGAGACUGGGGUCAUUGAACUGGGGGCAGAGGUUUGAGGCGAGCACAUUUCUGCAGGUUUUCGGACCGGGACUUCCCCCCUCUCCCAGGUCCUGAUCGCUGAGGGGGACAGGAGCCAGGGAACCGUGCAAAAACAGAGGCAGUACCAUUCAUUUACCCAGCAUCCUUCAGUGCGUCCAUCACACUAUCUGCCUUGCUUUGCAUCCAAAUGCUGCAUGACAGUCAACAGCUCUAAAUUUAUUGAUGCUACUGGUUUAGUUCUAUGCAUUUUUAUUCAUUGAUUAUUUUUGAUUGGCAAAUAGGUUGUGUUCUUGUGAUGUCACUACAAAACUAAGAAGGAGGGCAGGCAUUUUUUUCAGGACAUUUGUUUUAAUGGCAGUUUCAAUGUUCUAUUUCUGUUUUUCAGUUUUGGACUUAAAUAAGAUGUGAACAAGCUAAAAUUAUGUGGUUGAAUCUACUGCAAAUGAGUCAGUAUUUUUGAUAAUGUUCAUGGCUAAUAUUUCAACAAUUACAGGGCCUUAUCAACAGAAAUAAAACAGUCACAAAGUUUAGGGUUAGGGCACAAAUUAA
Molecule: messenger RNA, 7760 nt
Organism: Boleophthalmus pectinirostris (great blue-spotted mudskipper)
Lineage: Eukaryota; Metazoa; Chordata; Actinopteri; Gobiiformes; Gobiidae
Gene: pcnx1
Product: pecanex 1
Exons: 36
Coding region: 362-7228 (2288 amino acids)
Cellular component (GO): membrane
Source: RefSeq, a predicted model, not a curated record